This is a messenger RNA of Tinamus guttatus (white-throated tinamou), 1557 nucleotides long. Its product is annotated as interleukin-1 receptor type 1. Gene Ontology annotation, molecular function: interleukin-1, type I, activating receptor activity. The record is from RefSeq and is a predicted model, not a curated record. NCBI's taxonomy places the organism in Eukaryota, Metazoa, Chordata, Aves, Tinamiformes, Tinamidae. Gene Ontology annotation, biological process: regulation of inflammatory response; signal transduction.
AUGUUGAGCCAAACUCUUGUGCCUGUUGGGCAGCCUCUCGCUGUUAAUUGCUCACUAGAAAAGAACUUGAAUUUUAAAAGUGGAGACUACAAUUUAACAUGGUAUAAAGUUGGUAACCAGACACCUGUGCCUAGAGACAAGCUUUCUAGAAUACAUCAGCAGAAGAGUUUAAUUUGGUUUCUCCCUGCAAUGUUAGAAGACUCUGGAGAUUAUGGAUGUGUCAUAAGGAAUUUGACAAGCUGCAGUAAAAUGCAUACAAAAGUAACAGUGUUUGAGAGGGUUGAUGGUUUAUGCUUAGAUGAAAAAUUUGCUGUAGAAGAGAUGAUAUUCACAUUAUCAUCUGGAAAGGUUGUGUGCCCACACUUGGAUUAUUUCAGGGAUGAGAAGAAUACUCUGCCUGUUCGUUGGUAUAAGGACUGCCAGCUCCUGGAAGGGAAAAGAUAUUCCACCUUAAACAGGGAUCUUUUCAUUUUCAAUGUAACUUUAUAUGAUGAAGGAAAUUAUACAUGUAAAACGUCAUAUAUCCACAAUGGAAAAAAAUAUAACAUUUCACGAGACAUCAAGCUAAGUGUAGUAGUGAGCCCGCCAAAAACACCCCCAGAAAUAUCUUAUCCAAGGAACAACUCAAUUGAAGUGGAACUUGGCUCACAGAUUACAGUGGAUUGCAAUGCAACAGGUGCUGCUGAGUAUGACGUGUUUUGGACAAGCAAUGAUAUGUAUAUUGAUAUACUUUAUAUGAACAGAAUUUUUGAAAAACCCUAUGAGGAAGAAAUUUCCCACGAUGGACGCCCUGUGCUUACUAUGAAACUAAUAAUAUCAGAAGUGUGCAAUGAAGAUUAUGAACAACCAUUUGUCUGUCACGCUUCAAAUGCGUUUGGGCAGGUUACAUCCUAUAUCACAUUAAAACGCAGAGUCCUUGAUUUACGGAGAUGGCUUAUUGGAGGCCUGGUAUCUUUGCUGUUUAUAACAGUCAUUACUUUAAUAAUCUACAAGACUUUCAAGAUUGACUUUGUACUUUGGUAUCGUAAUUCAGGUUGUGGUUUUGUAAGGAAGGAAGAUGGGAAAAUAUAUGAUGCAUAUGUCCUGUAUCCAAAAGGCAAUGAAAGCAGCAGCUCCUAUCCUCUGGAAACCUUUGUUCUUAGAAUACUACCCGAUGUUUUAGAACGACAGUGUGGAUAUAAUCUUUUUAUACUAGGAAGGGAUGAUUCACCAGGGGAAGCUGUGGUCAGUGUUGCUCAUGAAACCCUUAAGCAAAGCAGAAGAUUGAUGAUUAUUCUGCAAUCAGAAGCAUCUAGUUGCUGCAUGUUCGAAGACGCCUCUGAACAACAGCUAUCUAUAUAUAAUGCUCUCAUCUGUGAUGAGAUUAAAGUGAUUCUUAUAGAAAUGGAUAAAAUACAGGACUACGCAAGCAUGCCAGAAUCAAUCAGAUACAUUAAGCAAAAACAUGGGGCUAUCCAAUGGAAAGGGGACUUCUCAGAGGAGUCUUGUUCUGCAUGUACAAAAUUCUGGAAAAAUGUACGCUACCAAAUGCCACACAGAAAAAAACCCAUCUUCUGA